Messenger RNA from Schistocerca piceifrons (Central American locust), 640 nucleotides. RefSeq lists its product as uncharacterized. Lineage: Eukaryota; Metazoa; Arthropoda; Insecta; Orthoptera; Acrididae. The coding region runs from base 155 to 502 and encodes 115 amino acids. The record is from RefSeq and is a predicted model, not a curated record. The transcript has 3 exons.
GGUUAACAUUCGAUAUGUAGACGACGCUACCCCCCUCCCCCGUCAGCGUCAAGUCUUUUUUCCCCAAUAACGUUAACGUUCCGUUUCGUUGAAUGCCGCCAGUUUUGACGUUUCCUUGUCUUCCGUGUAGUAAUAUGCAACAGUGGUUUGAAAAAUGUCCAUUUUAGAAGAGCCAAAGGAUUACAUGAAAGAACCAGUGGUUUUCAAGAAAGAGUUUGGUGAUUACACGGCAUUUUAUAUUGCAAUAGGUAUUUGCACUGUUUUUGGGGCAUUCCUCUUCUUGCUGAAUAUAGUGUUUUGCUGCUGUUCAAAGUACAAAGAAUAUUGGAAGGACAGUAAUACAGGCAAUCGUUGGCUUGUGUCAAUUUGGACGAAAACUCCACAUCAUCAGCCACCACUUGACCUUACAGAACUUGAGGAGUGUUAUAUACCCUCAAAACCGAUUGCUGCCGAAUAUCCUCAGGAGUAUUUGGAACUUCAAAAGCGUGAGAGUGAUCUCUAAUCUGCAAUGGCUUUCCAUAUCUACUGGCCAGCUCUGACAGUAUUUACCUUGUUUAUUCUGGGGAUUAUUAUUGUCAUGCUUAAAUAUGGUCCCAGAAUAUGCAAAACACGACACACAGCAAAACCAACAGAGUAUGAA